Messenger RNA from Aspergillus glaucus CBS 516.65, 445 nucleotides. RefSeq lists its product as uncharacterized. The coding region runs from base 140 to 409 and encodes 89 amino acids. Lineage: Eukaryota; Fungi; Ascomycota; Eurotiomycetes; Eurotiales; Aspergillaceae. The record is from RefSeq and is a predicted model, not a curated record. The transcript is spliced from 5 exons.
AGCCGUCUCAGUUUCCGCUCAGUUGAAACUGAAAUGAUGUCGCAGAUCAGAAACUCAAGAAAUCUCCUUCCUCACCUCAUCAUCUCAGUUAGUCCCACGAAACAAACCAAACUACCCCGCGUUCAGUACACAAAAAGCAAUGCAUAGUGGCCAAAUGAAAGACUAUACACUCAGGCUCUACUACGGUAGCCCCGAAAUCUAUCAGAAAUACGAUGACAACAUCGCGAGCUUGGUCAAAACUAAGUACGGCGAAGCCGGUGCUAUAAAUUUCAUCGAACCGCCUGACUAUGAAGACCAAACCCACUUUUUCGUGUUCGAAGCGCCAAUCGAUGCAAGUGAUAAAGUGCAUGCCGUAAAGCUAGAAGAUGACAUUAUCGUUGUGUUGGAAACGCUCCUGCCUGACGAGUAGGGCAACCCUAAGAUCAAUUUCUCGGGAUAGAGCAAA